Molecule: messenger RNA, 1365 nt
Organism: Chanos chanos (milkfish)
Lineage: Eukaryota; Metazoa; Chordata; Actinopteri; Gonorynchiformes; Chanidae
Gene: zbtb2a
Product: zinc finger and BTB domain containing 2a
Exons: 2
Coding region: 1-1365 (454 amino acids)
Biological process (GO): regulation of transcription by RNA polymerase II
Cellular component (GO): nucleus
Molecular function (GO): protein binding; DNA-binding transcription factor activity, RNA polymerase II-specific
Source: RefSeq, a predicted model, not a curated record
AUGGAGAUGGCCCAUCAUGGUCUUGUUCUCCUCCAGAGACUGAAUGCUCAGAGGGAGUUUGGUUUCCUGUGUGACUGCACAGUGGCCAUCGGGGAUGUUUUUUUCAAAGCGCACAAGGCAGUACUUGCUGCAUUCUCAAACUAUUUCAGAAUGCUAUUUAUACACCAGGACAGUGAAUGUGUCAGACUGAAACCCUCAGAUAUACAACCAGAAAUCUUCAGCUACCUUCUUAACCUGAUGUACACAGGAAAACUGACGCCACAGUUUAUUGAUCCCCAUUGUUUGGAACAGGGAGUGAAGUUCCUACAUGCCUACCCUCUGUUGCAGGAGGCAAGCCUUCUCAUCCACCCUGAGUCCCAGUGCAUCCCAUUGGCUAAUUCCCUUUAUGGUAUCCAGAUAUCUGAUCAGGCAUGUCAGAUGCCUAGUAGGAAGUCAGUUUGCCAACGCCAAACAUGUUCUGUAAAUAAAAAUGAGUAUGUGGCAUGUGACCUCAGAGUAGACCAGACAACUUUCGCAGAAGUUAGUCAAAUAGAUAUGAACACUAUGAACGAACAAGCACAAGAUUCACCCACGGAGAACCUCGCCUCUCACACCAUCCAAAAUGUCAAGCCUGGUAUCAUGAAGAGAAAUUCCUCCUCAAGAAAACAUUAUACCUGCCAUCAAUGUGGAAGCCACUUCAGUCAGAGGUGUAAAUUAAGAGAACAUUUCCUUCAUGUCCAUAGCAGCCAGGGACCAGAGGACCACGCUUCACCCAUGCGAGAUGGCUCUGUCAUGGAGCUGGAGCACCAAGGACCAGAGGAAGACAGUCAUCGUUUCAGCAAUGAGGUUGUCAGUGAUAAUGAACAGCAUGUCAGAGCAGAGGAUACACCACCUCCUUCAGAUAUUGCAGACAUUGAUAAUCUAGAGGGCACGGACAUGGAGCGUGAGGUGAAGCGACGAAAGUUUGAGUGUCCAACCUGCGGCCGGAAGUUCAUCCAGAAGAGCCAUUGGCGAGAGCACAUGUACAUCCAUACAGGGAAGCCUUAUAGGUGCAGUAGCUGUGGGAAGAGCUUCUGCAGGGCUAACCAAGCUGCCCGUCACGUCUGCCUGAGCCAAAGUGCAGAAUCCUACACAAUGGUGAACAAGCAGAGCAUGGUGCUAUGUGGUGGUGAAGAAAACAGCCAGGUUGAGGCGCUGUUCCUGUCAUCCAGCAGGCCAUAUAAAUGUAAUAUGUGCGCAGUACCUUUCAGCAGUCCCUCAGAGGUCCUGAAACAUCAGUGUCCAGAGCAGGAAAGUUCCUCAAGUCUUGCUGAUAACGUGGUUUCAAAAGCUGAAGGAUCAGAUUCAAAUGAUACCCCAGUAACCAUAACUUCAGAGGAUCUGUAA